This is a messenger RNA of Penaeus vannamei (Pacific white shrimp), 1746 nucleotides long. RefSeq names its product la-related protein 6. NCBI's taxonomy places the organism in Eukaryota, Metazoa, Arthropoda, Malacostraca, Decapoda, Penaeidae. Gene Ontology annotation, cellular component: nucleus. The record is from RefSeq and is a predicted model, not a curated record. Gene Ontology annotation, molecular function: mRNA binding.
CCCCGACGCAGCUCCGUCAGACGCAUCCCGUCCCUCCCGCAGGCGAAACCUGGUCGGCGGGCACUCGUAGGGCUUCACCAUGGCGCCGACCGUCUCCGCUCCCUCGCCCAGGCCAGUCCCCUGCUGGCGCCCCCGCGAGCACUACCUUUCCCCGCACGCAGAGGACGACCCCGCCAAGGACACACCCGAGAGGCCCUUCCUGACGCCGAGGGAGACCAGCGCGAUGUCUGACGCCGACACGGAGGGCAGCGCGAACACCGGGCGCAGCAGCCAGCCCCAGAGGACGAACUCGCUGACGUCCUCGGAGAGCGACGGCCCGAGGAUCGUCGUCCACACCACCAGCGAGGAGGACGAGGACGAGGACUACGAUACCUCGCCCAACCCGCCCCUGCCGCACCUGCUCAGCGUGCUGGGGGCGGAGUCCGUCACGUCCACCGACGUCGGCUCCGACUACACGAGCGAGGGCGGCGAGUCGGGUCAGGAGAUCGACCUCAAGAGCGUGACGCCCCAGCUGAUGCGGGCGCUGGUCAAGCAGGUCGAGGAGUACCUCAGCGACGAGGGCCUCACCAAGGACCUCUUCCUGCUGAAGCACGUGAAGCGCCACCGCGAGGGCUUCGUGUCGCUGAAGCUCCUCUCGGGAUACAAGAAGAUCAAGAAGCUGUCGCGCGACUGGCGUGUGCUGGCGCUGUCGCUGCGCACGUCGCUGGUGCUGCAGCUGAACGAGGAGGGCACGAAGGUGCGGCGGGUGGCGCCCCUGCCCGAGGCCCUGCGCUGCGACACGCCCACGUCCCGCGCCAUCAUCGCCGUCAACGUCCCCGCCGAGCACGCGUCCAUGGAGGGCCUGGCCACCCUGUUCGGCGUGUACGGCCCCGUGUCGUCCCUGCAGGUCAUGCGGCCGAAGCCCGGCGGGGGCCUCCCCCCUGAGCUGCAGCCCCUGGCGGUGCGGGUGCCGGAGGUCAGCAACUCCACCUGCGCGGUCAUCGAGUACGAGGACGUGUGGGGGGCGGCGCGCGCCCUGCAGGAGCUGGACGACCCUAAGAUGAGCCUGCACGUGUUCCGCCGCGCCCGCAGGUCCGAGCGGAAGGCCUCGCCGACGCCGAACUCGACCCCGAGGCUGCACAGCAAGUGCGAGUUCGGCGUGUCGGCGGAGGAGCUGCGCUCACGCCUCAAGGGGAGCAAGUCGCGGCUGGCGCACCUCAGGGGCGAGUCGAGCAACUCCGAGGGCGAAGACGGCUCCAACUACCAGCGCAUGCGGUCCUGGCGCCAGAGUCCCUCCCGCCUCACGCCGCAGCCCACCGCCCUCCACCACCGCCGCGCCUUAAGGACCGGCAGCGUGUCCGUGCCCUCCUCGCCGGCCUCCUUCCGGCGCGUCCUCCACCAGCAGCAGCAGCCCCAGGGCGUCACGCGAGAGCCGAGAGGCCCCGACGGGACGCGGGGAUUCGCGAGGGUUCGCACAUGAGCUCCUUCACCCUCGCAGAUCCUUCAAGACGGGUGCUCCUCCCCCUGCAGACGCCUCCUCCGUGCCUUGCCCUGCGUGAAUGUGUGCCAAGUAUCUAUGCUGGCGUGUUCAUAUGGUCCUUGUUUGUAUGCUAUUGUUGGUCCUAGACUUAGUAUAAUGAUCUGUAAAUAGAUAUGAAAUCAAAUUAGAUAUUACGCAAUAAUCAAAGUAUCCAAACGUGUGAUAAAAUGUAAAUACAAAACUGUUGUGAUGUUUUUGCAAGCCAAAUAAACGCUUUUAUUCUUAAA